AUGCCCCAACCUCGAGGGAGAGCGCGCGCCCGUGAGGCCGGGGCCGGGGCGUGCCUUGGGCGUGGCAAGCGGAAAGCCUCCGGAGCAGCCAUGUGGUCUGUAUCUCGACGCCUUCCGCCAGCGGAGGCGGCUCCUUCCGUGGAGCUCGCGGGCCGACUCAGUCCGCGCAGCGCAGACCGAGUGCGUGCGCAGCGGCUGAGCUCGCUGCGCGUGCGUGCGCAGCGCCGCCGUCUGCGCGGAUUUCGCCUGCGCGUCGUGGGUUCGCACCUCGCACAGUUCGCCAACGACACCACCAUGCACGGCCUCCGGUACCUGGCGGAGCCACGGCGCCCUUGGCACGAGAGGCUGCUGUGGGCGGCGAGCGUGCUGCUGGCGCUGGGCGCGUGCGCGACGCUGGUGGCGCAGACGUGGGUGCGGUGGCGCGCGGCGCCAAUCAUCGUGGCGCUGGACGAGGGCUCGCGCCCCAUCUGGAACGUGCCCUUCCCGGCGGUCACCGUCUGCCCCAUCAACAAAAUUAACGCGUCCAAGUUCAACUUCAGCGACGUGUCCCGACGCGCGCUCCAGGACAACGCCACUGAUGAAGAGAAACUAAAAUUGUCAGAGAUUCUCACAUUAUGUGAUAUUACUAAUGAGAACUUAACAUCUACGGAAGAAAGAGACAUAGUUGCGCUUAUCGAGGAGGUAAGACUUUACUUCCCAGUUUACUGUUAUAUAAACCAAACCAUUAUAGGGCCAGAAUUCAGGAGAAAAGGCAUAGCUGGACUCUUUCGGCCCUUAAUCACAGAAGAUGGUUUAUGCUACACCUUCAACAUGCUUGAUCGGUCAGAGUUCUUUGUAAAUGGCACGGUGUUCAUGUCGAGAAAUUAUCUGAAUUAUGGCCUUAAUUCAACGGAGUGGUCUCCAGUUGACGGCUACAGCGAGGAUUCAGACGAAAACAGCUACCCCUUCAGAACAACAGCUACUGGCAGGGCGGCGGGUCUUUCGUUUCGAUUGGAUGUUUCCCUGUGCCACAUGGACUCAGACUGUAGGGAUGCUCUAGAAGGUCACACAAUCACGGUGCACAGCCCCCUGGAGUUCCCGCGCCCGCAGCGCAGCGCCGUGCGGCUGCCGCUGGCCGGAGGCGCCAAGGUGAGCGUGGAGCCCUUGCUCAUUGCGACGGACGACGACCUGGAGAAGGAGUACUCGGUGGAGCAGCGCCAGUGCUACUUCCCCCACGAGCGCCGCCUGGGCUUCUUCCGGCACUACACGCAGCUCAUGUGCGAGACCGAGUGCCUCGCCAACUUCACCCUCCGCUUCUGCGGAUGCGUUUUGACAAUACUGUUGUGUGCAGCUCAUCGCUGA
Messenger RNA from Gryllus bimaculatus (two-spotted cricket), 1341 nucleotides. The record is from the annotation of a GenBank genome assembly. NCBI's taxonomy places the organism in Eukaryota, Metazoa, Arthropoda, Insecta, Orthoptera, Gryllidae.